Molecule: messenger RNA, 2280 nt
Organism: Aspergillus candidus
Lineage: Eukaryota; Fungi; Ascomycota; Eurotiomycetes; Eurotiales; Aspergillaceae
Exons: 2
Coding region: 1-2280 (759 amino acids)
Source: RefSeq, a predicted model, not a curated record
AUGUCCCCGGAGCCGUCGAAUUUGACGGCUCAGGACGAUCUUGAGGCGCGUUCCUCCCUCGACUCCCACCCCCGUGAAUCUCGCCCCCGUCGGUCACGUCGCAAGAAGGACGACGAACCGUCCGCCCGACCUAAGGACAGGAAAGAGGAGAAGAAGGAAGAGAAGGAAAAGGCCAAGGACAGGGAUCCCGAUCGGAAGGAGGACAAGGAGAAUCAUCCCGACAAGGAACCCAAACGCGGUAAUCGUCGUCCCCGGGACAAAUCCGCCUCCACCUCCACCUCCACCUCCACCUCCGCCAACAACCCGGCCGCGUCCUCCCAUUCUCGCAAAAAACCCAAGUUGGAGGAGGAGGCGGUCGUCGACCACGUCCGCAGCCCGCCGCGUCCCCUUCCGUCCGCCAGCCCGGCACCCCCCGGUCCCGGCGCGCCCCAGUCCCUACCUCCCCACCACCUCCGUCCGCCCCUGCUAUCCUCCUCCCUCCCCCUGGCGUCGUAUCCCGCGCCCUCCUAUCCGACCACCAUGGCGCCCGCCGGGGCCCCCCAACCGCCGCCCCCCGCGCGCCCACACUCCCAACCCGCGCCGCCGCCACCCACGCGCACCAGCGGUCAGAACUUUGAUCCCAUCCGCUCCGCCUUUGACACCGCGUCGCCCGCCCGGACGCCAACCCACACGCCGGCCCCCAUGACCGCGUUCAGCCCUCCGGCGCGUGCCGUCUCCCCGCGGGCCCCCUUCCGCGCCAGCGCCUCGCCCUCCAUCGCCAGCAUUAUCGACCCGCCCCUGCCGCCGGCCAACGCCUCCCCGCCCAUCUACGCGCCCCGGCCCUACGCCUCCCCCGGUCGGGGUCCGUCCGCCUAUCCGCCGUCGCCCGCCCCCGCCCCGAUCGCCCACACGCCGCCCCAGUUCCCGUCCUCCACCACCACCACGACCGCGUCCCCCCCCUACGCGCACCGCUCCCCCUACGGUCCGAUCCCCCCGCAUCCUCCCCCGCCCGCCCCGGAGUCGCGCCCCGUGCCCUCGCCCGCCCCCGCGCCCGCGCCCGCGCCCGCGCCCUCGCCCCCCCAACAGCCGGCCCCCACCCACACCCCGGCGCCGGCAGCGACUCCGACAGCAGCCCCGGCCCCAACUUCGGCGGCGCCGUCCGAACCCCGGGCCCCCGCCUCGCCGGAGCCGACCCCGAUGGAUGUGGAUGCGGAGCCAGUGACGGGGUCGAAGGCUCCCAAGAAGGAGCCCAAGGGCAGCGCGACCGCGCCGUCAUCCAACGCGCCCUCCCCCAAGGCCGCCCGCCCCUCGCGAGAAGCGCCCCCGCCCCUGCCCCAGGGGUCGGGGUUGAUCUCCAACGCCCUGUUCGGGGUCGACGACGGGGGCGCGACGGACGAGUCCACCUCGCGGCGCCACCCCAGUAUCGUCCUGCAUAUCCCGCUGCAGACGGGGGCGGGCAAUCACAUCGUGAACUUUGCCCGCCUGGCGGAGGAGCAGUACGGCUUUGCCGCCUUGCACCCCCGGCUGGCCGCUCACAAGGAGCGCCUGGCCCGCGUGGCCGCCGCUGGCGCCGCGCUCGAGCGGCAGGAUCGACCCGGUCGCGGCGGUGGUCUCUCGGCGGGCGAGAGCGCCGAUGAAGAUCUAAGCCUGGAGAUGGACCGGGAGAGCGACCUGGACGGCGAGACGGGCUCCGCGGCCGCCGCCGCCCGCGCCAACGGCACCGACGCCGCGGACGGCCAGAAGAAACGCCGCCGGAAGAAGAUGGAGGAGUAUGACCGAGACGAUCCCUUUGUGGAUGACAGCGAGCUGGCCUGGCAGGAGAGUGCUGCCGCCAGUAAGGAUGGAUAUUUCGUCUACAGCGGACCGCUGGUCCCCGAGGGGGAGAAGGUGCAAGUCGAACGCGCGGAUGGCACCAUCAAACGUGGCCGAGGCCGCGGACGUGGUGGUCGCAGUCGCGGACCACCGGCUGCGCCGCAUCAGGUCCCCUUGGCCGCUGCCUCCGUCCCCAUUUCCCAAGAGACCGGUCUCCCGCUCCGCGGCCCGGGCUCCCGCGGCGGCAGCACGACGCGUCGGCCGCGCCCGCGUCCCCGCAAGUCCCAAGCCGACGAUGCGGACAAGUCGGGCGGCGGGUCGACCCCGUCCCAGGGUCGGGGCGGGGGCACGGCGGGCCGUGGGGGUGGAUCAGCAGGGUCGCGCAGCAGCAAAACCCCGUCGAUGGUCGAGCUGGCGCCGCGACCGAACAUCGCCCCGGCGCCCCCGGGGCCCAGUCCUUUGGCCGGGUCCGAAGUGAUGUCGAAGUAA